AUGACUUUGGACCAUGACAACAUGCCUGAUGCUUCGUCCAGGAAGGACAGACUCUUCAGACUGGUUGCUCUGAGCUUUGGACUCCUGUGUAUCCUACAAGCUGCUGCCAACAUUUCCCUGCGUCUUGCUCUCUAUGCAAAGAUGCCAGAUUAUGAGGCCAUUAUCAAAAAUCUGACUGAAGAGGGAGAAGAUUUGAAGAGGAAGAUGAUCACCUUUGAUAAUCACUCCCAACAAGGAUGGGUGUAUUUCUCCCACAGUUUUUAUUACAUUUCUUCUAUUAACAAGUCCUGGCAAGACAGUAGAGACGACUGUCUGCAAAGAGGUGCAGACCUGAUCAUUAUCAACAGCAGAGAAGAACAGGAAUUUGCAAGAAAGUUCAAAGGGCUCAGGUGGAUUGGACUGACUGACAGUGAGACAGAGGGACAUGGACAUGGGUGGAUGGGACUGCACUGAACACAAGCUACUGGAACGCUGGGGAGCCCAACAGCUAUCAAGGCAUUGAUGAAGACUGUGGAGAAAUAAGGCUUUAUGACAGGGAAUACAACUGGAAUGAUUCACCAUGUAAACAGCUAAACUUCUGGAUCUGUGAGAAGGUGGUGGCUCCAUGACUCAGCAUCCAAAUCUGCCCUAGACUGGCGAUCGAUAAGCUGCAGGGGAAGUGUCUCAUCAUCAUGUACAAACACCAACAUGUCACCACAGGAAAAACACAGGUGUCAAUAAUAAAAUGAAUGAUGGCUAAAGUCCAUGUAACUGCUUCACUUUCAGGGUCCUGGUGUGUUGGCUCACUGUCACAGUGUCACCAUUUGUUGGGACACUUGAAUAGAACAGAGCCAUUCGUGUUACACCGUGCUUCCCUGACAAGUCAAAAUGUCUGCUAUUGUUCAAAAAAUUAGUGAAGACAGAAAUAUAUCAUUAAUUUAUUGAUCGAUUCAUUACUAAAUUAAUUAUUUUGUCAGUAGUCAUCAUUAUCAUCAUCAUCAUAUAACAACUAGGCCUAAUUAAAUUGCAAUUGUCACAUUUGUCCCCACUAGCAGGCCAGUCAACUAAUUUCAACUCUGCAAUCACUUCUGACAUCAUCAAGUCUUUAAAGUGUAUAUAAUCACAUCAGAGUGCAGAUACAUUUCAUUUGUUUAAUUGUCUAACCUUCGGUAGACCCUUUAAUGACUCAUCAGCAGUGUCAAGAGGAUCUUUUGUAAAUCUAUGAUUGCUUUACUCACUGCUUUGUGUACAGCACAACACAUUGUGUAUUUAUGAAUUAAUUGUAUCCAUUUGAUGAUAAGUUUACAACUUGAUUUUGCAUUUUAAUGGGGCCAUCUUACAUGCUGCAGAGUUAAUUUGCAUAUGUGACAUGCUGUAAACCCAGAUUUAUGUUAUCAGUGUUGUAUUGUACAAUAUUACAACAGCCGGGGACAAUUGUAACACUUUUGGCAAUUUUCUGAAUAAAUCAAAAACCGUUUAUCCUUAAAAAGACAAUUUUGCUAUAUUAUAAGCUUUGAAGCAUCAGCUACUAAAACAAUGUAGAUAUUGGA
Messenger RNA from Epinephelus fuscoguttatus (brown-marbled grouper), 1529 nucleotides. RefSeq names its product C-type lectin domain family 4 member F-like. The coding region runs from base 1 to 453 and encodes 150 amino acids. The transcript has 6 exons. The record is from RefSeq and is a predicted model, not a curated record. Lineage: Eukaryota; Metazoa; Chordata; Actinopteri; Perciformes; Serranidae.